Messenger RNA from Nannospalax galili (Upper Galilee mountains blind mole rat), 1005 nucleotides. RefSeq names its product seminal vesicle secretory protein 2-like. Lineage: Eukaryota; Metazoa; Chordata; Mammalia; Rodentia; Spalacidae. Gene Ontology annotation, biological process: sperm capacitation. The record is from RefSeq and is a predicted model, not a curated record. Gene Ontology annotation, cellular component: extracellular exosome.
UGUUGAAGGCUCUUCCUGGCAAGAUGAAGUCCACUGUCUUCAUCCUUUCUCUGAUCCUCUUUCUGGAAAAGCAAGUGGCUGGGAUUGGAUUCUAUGGUGGUGAGGCAAAAGGCCACUUUGCAAGUAGCUCCUCCAAAUUUCUAUUUGGUCAAAAAGGUGGUCUCAGUUACGGGAAUAAAGGAGGCAGUGAAGGCAAAGGUGGUCUCAGUUAUGGGAAUCAAGGAGGAAGUGAAGGUGCAGCUGAAGAACGUAUGUUUGUACAAACUAAACAUCGAGUAAGUGACCAGGACGGUGAUAUGAAACAGACACGCAUUUCACAGACACUUACAGGCAGAAAAGCAGCCACACGUUGCAGUAAUGAACAAAUCGCCCGACGAAAAUUCCAAGACUCCCAAAUGAAAUCUCACAACUCCCAACUAAGAUCCCAGGAAGGCCAACUAAAUUCCCACAUCCAAAUAAAAUCCCAAGACACCCAGUUAAGAUCCCAAGAAAGCCGAGCAAAGUCCAAUGUCCAGAGAAAAUCCCAAGGAUCCCAAGAUUUUUUUACUCAGCAAAGUAAGCAAAAAGGCUUUGCCAUGGAUGAAGAGCUGUCAGGAGUUCACACAAAAAGUGAAGAAGAUGUCCAACAGGUACAAGAAAAGUCUGGUCAAUAUUCAAAAACAGGCAGCUCAGCCCAGUUCGGACAACAACGUUCACAAUCCUAUGAAGGAUAUCUUGAACAAUAUAAACAGAAAUUACAGGAUCAUUAUCAACAAAGAAAAAAUUUUAAUCAAGACAAAAUGAGCAAUAUUUUUCAAAGGGAGGGUCAGAAAUGUAUCAACGUCAAUAUAAGGAAUAAUGUAUUCACUGGCCAUCUGAAGAUCAAAGUCGAGAUCAAGGAGUCAGCUUACCAGAGCACAGUCUAUAAUACCUUCAGGAUGCAGACUGCCUUGGGGUCCUAGAUCUUUGGUUCAUGGACAACCACCUGUUCACACUUGCUUUUCUGUAGGGCUUCUAAAGCUCGAA